UUCCACUAAUGUCUAUAUUGGCACAUCUAGUAGCUUUAUUUAAUUACAAUCAAUCAUAAUGCUAAUCACAUAGCGUAUACUGGGCUAUAAACCAUACUUGGUCACAAAUCUCCUACUUGGUCUCAAAUAGAUUGUGCUGCGCAGCAUAGAAAAUUCAACUAAGAUAUUUAAAAAAAUAUUUAAUGUCUAGUGCACAUUUCAACGUCAUCUUUCAACUUUUCUUCCACAUCGAGAAAUAUUGCAUCUCUUGCAACAACGAGACCAAAAGCUCCAUCAAUUAAUUUCUCCAUCCAUUGAAGAUGACCAGCAGAUUCGAGGAAACAGAACAGAAAUGGACUUGCGAAUACUGCACUUAUGAGAAUUGGCCCUCUUCUUUAAAAUGCACCAUGUGCAGAGGUGCCAAGCCUCUCCUGGGCGAAGAUAUUUAUCGUCUUCGAGAUCCUAGCCCUCAAAGAGGUUCCUCCAACGUCGCUUCUGGUCCAGUAUCCCAGAUAAGCCCUACGGAUAAUUUCACCUCGCAAAAUUAUAGCCAGAAUCUGCCUUCGGCGGGAAAGUGGGCUUGCAGCAUGUGCACUUAUCUUAAUUAUCAAAAUACAACGCGGUGCGUACAAUGUAGCAACCGGAAGCCGGUUAAUCAGUCUGUCAAUUCAUUAGCAUCGAAUCUACAUGAACAUUUAGCACCACUACGAUUGGCCGAUGGACCACCAAACUCGGGAUCGAAUUCCCAAUUGAAUCCCUCGCCGAUUAAUCUCCAUCCGGAAAGAUUGUACAAUAUGCAUCCAGAAAAAUGGUCCUGUCAUGUAUGUACUUACGAGAACUGGCCCAAGGCGACUAAAUGCGUGAUGUGCGGUCAUCUGAAGGAGAAAGAUAGAAGGGAUAAGGGGACACACGGAAAUGUAGGAGUGAUUUUACCGAGUCCCGAGAGAGAACAUAGUCAACGAGGUUUACCAUCGCCCCCACAUGCACCUUAUAUUCAUCAGACACAAAGAGAGGAUAAUUUAGCGAUAGGAAGGAGAGGCCCACAUAGAUAUGCAGAGAGUCGGAAUGAUAGUUUGUCAACUCCUCAAUCUCCGAAUAACUGUGAUUAUGAACGUCGAUUGAAGCAGUUAAGACGCCACACUGAUUGGUGUUGGUUAAACGCUUGUCUUGGUAUUGUAGAGGGUGACAACACUCCUGUUGAAGCUUACCUGGCAAGCGGUGGCGAUCCUGCCCGCCAAUUGACGCAUUCUGAGGUCUUGCUCCUCAAUAGAAGCAGCGCGUUUGACGUUGGACACACUUUGGUGCACUUGGCUAUUAGGUUUCAAAGGGAAGAUAUUUUAGCAACAUUGUUGUCGCAAAUUGAAGGUUCGGGUUCAGGGGUGAAAAGAGUACCAAGUUAUGUCGCACCUGAUCUUGCGGUACAGAUUCGCCGACAUGUCACCAACAGUAUACGCUUACGCAAGGGCUCAUUCCCCUGUUAUUUCGUUACCGAUAUGGCAACCUUCGCAUUGCCAGCCGAGGAUCUUGAAGAGGGCCGCUUGGUCGUUAAACAAUUACGCGCGCUCGAUUGGAUGGCCAUUGACGGCGCUUCAUGCAAACAGAAUUCCUCCGACCCAUCGAGUCCGAAUUCGCCGGGUGAAUCUAAUCAAACAUUUAUGCUAAAUCACGAAACAAUCCGCAUGGAAUCAGCAAAUAAAAGGGCCGCUAGCCCUAUUUCACCGCCUUUAAAGCCCCUGUCUGGUCAUUUGACUCUCCUAUUUACUCGUCCUCAACGGACAAAAAGUUGA
Messenger RNA from Atta colombica, 1766 nucleotides. RefSeq names its product ubiquitin thioesterase trabid-like. Gene Ontology annotation, biological process: cytoskeleton organization; cell migration; protein K29-linked deubiquitination. The record is from RefSeq and is a predicted model, not a curated record. The transcript is spliced from 4 exons. Gene Ontology annotation, molecular function: cysteine-type deubiquitinase activity; K63-linked polyubiquitin modification-dependent protein binding. Bases 300 to 1766 code for a protein of 488 amino acids. Lineage: Eukaryota; Metazoa; Arthropoda; Insecta; Hymenoptera; Formicidae. Gene Ontology annotation, cellular component: nucleus; cytoplasm.